AUGGAGUUCGAUUUGGAGGAUCCUCUCGCUGGUGCGGGUGCAGAAGGAUGGUGGGAUGUCGAGGAAGCCUCCUUGGAGAGCUACCGGCUGGAGUCUAUCGAGUCGCUGCUCGCCGCUGAGUCCGAUCAUGUGUCCUCCCUCAGGAAUCUCGAGGAGGACCUACCUCUCCGUCGCGAUGCCGUCUCGCUCCUCGUCCAGGUACGUCGGCUGGUGAUUGGAGAGUGUUGUCAUUUGUUACGUAUGAUUGCAUCCAGAUGAGGCCGGUAUCUUCGUUUCUGCGCAGGCUCAGGAUACCUUCUGCUCGGAUCCCUUCGUCGUGUACCUAGCCACCAACUACGUCGAUCGUUUCCUGUCGCGCGAGACAAUCUCGGUAUCUGUCGAUGCCUGUAGCGCCGAAGCAAUCGUGUGCAUUGUUCGACGUUUGCUCCGGGAAUGACUUGUCGUCCUGUACUGUUUUUCAGAGGGAUAAACCUUGGAUCGUGGGGCUACUGGCCAUCUCCUGCCUCUCCCUCGCUUGCAAGAUGAAGAAGAUGGAGUUCACUGUCGCUGAUUUCCUGGUAUUUCGCGCUUCAAUUUCUCGUCAUGUUCUUCACUUAACAACCUAAUGUGAUAUCUAUUCUUCAUUUUUUAAAAUUGAUGUGAGAACGUGAUCGGAUCCGGGAAAACGGAUUAGGCUGCAGAAGGUCUCGCAUACGACGGCCAAACAGUCCGGCGGAUGGAGCUGUUUGUGCUGAGGGUGCUCGACUGGCGGAUGCGCUCCAUCACUCCCUUCUGCUUCCUCCGCUUCUUCCUGGCCUUCUUUCGCCCUGUGGAGCCGCCGUUGAUCGCCGCCCUCAAGGCCCGCGCCUCAGAGAUCAUCUUCCGUGCCCAAAACGGUAACAAAUGUGGCAUCCAAUAGCGUUUCCCCGUUACUUGUUUCCUCAGAGAUCUGGGAAUGCCGACUGAUUGAUUCUACCUCGAUCGUCUACGGUUGUAGAGAUGAAGCUGCUCGACUGCAAGCCGUCGGUGGCGGCGGCUUCGGCACUUCUCACCGCCUCCCACGCGCUCUUCCCCCUGCAGUUCCCUUCCUUUCGCGACGCCAUAUCUUCAUGCUCCUAUGUACAUAAAGUAGGGGAUUCGACCAUCCAAGAGGGCCGUUAGUUACUACCGCCCUAAUUAUCCAUCAACGUCAUCAUCCUUCAACCAGCGGGGGAAUUUGAUAAUUUUUUUUUCGACCGCUUGGCAGGAGGAGGUGUGGGGCUGCUGCGUCGUGAUGGGGGAACUGACGGCGGCGGGGGCCUGCGGCCCGGCGCUCGAGGCGGCGCACUGCGCCACCCCGGUGACGGUACUGCGCCACCACCGCCACUGCUCGAGCUCCGAGAGCGAGGGCACCGUCGCAGGGGACUGCUCCCCGCUAGGCGGCGAUGCCGAGAAGCGCCGCGCCGGCGGCCUCGCCAGUGACUGCCGCACCGUCUUCCUCAGCCCCGCCGCCGGCGACUGA
Messenger RNA from Spirodela intermedia, 1480 nucleotides. The record is from the annotation of a GenBank genome assembly. Lineage: Eukaryota; Viridiplantae; Streptophyta; Magnoliopsida; Alismatales; Araceae.